AUGCCGCCCCCCGUGGCCGACUUGUCGGAUGACGAAUCCACUGGAGAGUCUAUCCCUUACGAUGAGGUUGAAGAUAAGAAGAACGGUGUCGAGGAUUCCAAUGACGCCGAUGGCGACGAGGAGGAUGAGGAGGACUUCUACGUCGUCGAAAAGAUCCUGAGUCACGAUUUCAAGGCCGAUGGUACGCUUAUAUUCGAAGUGAAGUGGCAAGGCUACGAUGACCCGAAGGACCGGACCCAAGAACCAGAGGAGAAUCUCAAGAACGCACAGGACGUUCUUGACGAGUACUUCAAGAUCAUUGGAGGACGCCCAGAAAAACCAAGCAGGAAGCGCAAGUCAACGGGACGGCCACCCAAGGCAGCUUCGGAGGAGAAGGAGAAGCCAGAGCCCAAGAGACGCAGGAGAUCACGAGCCGCAGACACCGAGGAAACAGACGCCACCGAUGAGAAGGAAAAGGUAAAGGAAAAGGAAGGCGUAGCGCCCGACUGGGUGCCAAAGUCCAAGAACUGGGAGAAUGAAGUCAAGGCCGUUGACACCAUUGUGCGCGAAGACGGUGGGCUGGUCGCAUACCUUCACUGGAACAACGAUAAGAAAUCAAAGGUUUCGAUCGAAACAUGCUACGAAAAGUGCCCGCGCAAGAUGCUCAAAUUCUAUGAACAACACCUGGUUUUCAAAGACUCCGACGCGUAA
Molecule: messenger RNA, 690 nt
Organism: Aspergillus mulundensis
Lineage: Eukaryota; Fungi; Ascomycota; Eurotiomycetes; Eurotiales; Aspergillaceae
Product: chromo domain-containing protein
Exons: 6
Coding region: 1-690 (229 amino acids)
Biological process (GO): chromatin organization; negative regulation of transcription by RNA polymerase II
Cellular component (GO): nucleus; pericentric heterochromatin
Molecular function (GO): chromatin binding
Source: RefSeq, a predicted model, not a curated record